Bipolaris zeicola 26-R-13 is the source of this 192-nucleotide messenger RNA. RefSeq lists its product as uncharacterized. Lineage: Eukaryota; Fungi; Ascomycota; Dothideomycetes; Pleosporales; Pleosporaceae. The annotation marks the transcript as partial. The record is from RefSeq and is a predicted model, not a curated record. The transcript has a single exon.
CUGCACGUGUGUCAAUUACCAAGCCGAAGAAAUGCUCAAUUAAUUACUCUGCUUACCCUAAGUCCACGCGCUCUCCGCAUGUUGGGUAAUGUGGUGUUGUGGUGUGUAGUGGCGGAUGAAAGAGACGCUCAAAAGUUUGGAGAAGAUCCCGCCCACAGAUCCUUGUCCACUCACCCGUUAUCGCUAGGCUAG